AUGACCUUCGCUAUCGACUGCUUUAAAAUGACCAGCAUGCUGAUGAUGAGGGAGAACUUAGAAACACUGAUGAACACCCUUCAAUCGGCGCCGUUCGCACCUGUGGGCGCCGAGGAGCUGGAAAUACAGACGAACUUUGAAAAAUCGGCCGAGCAAACCGGGAAGGUCUAUACGGCCGCCCUUGAGGUUUGGUCAGCAUGGACGGUGUUGGUGACGCUGCUGAUGAAUUUUGCCAGCAGAAAAUUACUGUACCGCGUCUGGCUUCCCUUCGAGUAUAACUCGGCAACAAUAUACUCCUUGGUCUACCUGCACCACGCACUAACAACCGUGAUCUGCGUAACUGCGGUGGUCGCAUAUGAUACCCUAUUCACCGGGCUGAUGAUACAAAUAUACUCUCAGUUCGAGAUACUCCGGCAUCGCCUGCGAAACGUUCACAGGAACGAGAACGAUUUAGUCAAACAUUGUGCCCGUCAUCAUGAUCACAUCUACAAGUUCGCUAACAUGGUGAACAACGAAUUCAGAGCUGUUAUGUUCAUACAGUUCGUCCAGAGCACCGCCGUUCUGUGCUUCGGCCUCUACCAAUUGAUGAUGUCGGAACUUGACGGCAAUCUAGCUGACAUUGCCUUUUACAUUACUUGUUUGCUUCUUCAGAUUUUCUACUUCUGUUGGUUUGGGAACGAGGUCAAGUUGAAGAGUCUCGAGGUGUCCGACAUGAUCUUCGAAAUCGAAUGGACCACGCUGAGCAACAAGACGAAGAAGAUGCUUCUGAUGAUGAUGCGUCGGGCUACAGUGCCGAUUGAACUCACCAGCCUCCACAUCGUCUCCGUCAACAUCGAGAGUUUCAAGGCGUUGAUCAAAACGUCAUACUCGGUAUUCAAUCUGAUUCGACAGAACUAAUUACGAUAGACCGGAUGUGGAUCAUCUGUUGCAUUGGAUCGGAAACGUUCUUAUAAUUUAAUA
Megalopta genalis is the source of this 960-nucleotide messenger RNA. The record is from RefSeq and is a predicted model, not a curated record. NCBI's taxonomy places the organism in Eukaryota, Metazoa, Arthropoda, Insecta, Hymenoptera, Halictidae.